Messenger RNA from Pararge aegeria (speckled wood butterfly), 3303 nucleotides. RefSeq names its product ovarian-specific serine/threonine-protein kinase Lok (gene Chk2). Gene Ontology annotation, biological process: mitotic DNA damage checkpoint signaling; protein phosphorylation. Gene Ontology annotation, molecular function: protein binding; ATP binding; protein serine/threonine kinase activity. The record is from RefSeq and is a predicted model, not a curated record. Gene Ontology annotation, cellular component: cytoplasm; nucleus. The transcript is spliced from 9 exons. Bases 117 to 1718 code for a protein of 533 amino acids. Lineage: Eukaryota; Metazoa; Arthropoda; Insecta; Lepidoptera; Nymphalidae.
UUAAUCAUAUGUCAAAAAAAACCGCCGACUAUUGAAACUUUUUCGCUAACUCAAUAAUUUUUUAUUGGCUUGUGCCUCGUUUUUAAAUUCCAUGGCACUAAAUUAAUAUAGUCAAAAUGGGUGACGACUUGAUUAACGACACUGAAAAUACCCAAACGCAGACGCAAAAUUCGCAAGUUGAUUGGAGUCAACCUACCGCACCAUCUUUUCCUAUUCCGAAUAUUUGGGGAAGGCUGUACUCCAUAGCCGGAAAACAUUGUUGGCGCAAUGGUGUUAAAGAGAGUCCAGAAUACUUUGAUCUCAUUCAACCUGAAUUUACACUUGGCAGGGCUCCAACUUGUACAUUUAUUAUGAAAAAAGAUCUCAUCAAAGACGAUAUUAUUAAAAGUGUUAGCAAACAACAAUUUGUGAUAAGGAGAGACCUUAAGGAACCUCUCAAUCCUGCUAUAAUAACAGAUUUAUCAUACAAUGGCACUUUUAUAAAUGGUGCAAAAAUUGGGAAAGGAAAUAGCAGAGUGCUUGAUGACAAUGACGUUAUAUCUGUAACACAUGAAAUUGUUAAAAUUUUUUUGUUUAAAGACCUGUUAAAAAAUGAACAAGACAAAGUACCUAAAGAAGUAUCGCAAAAGUAUUAUAUUUCAAGAGUGUUAGGACAAGGAGCGUGUGGCACAGUAAAACUUGUUUAUGAUAAAGUGAAAUGUAGUAAAUAUGCCAUGAAAGUUAUAAAAAAAAGUCGGCUAUCCAAUGGACAGGUGAAUCAUUUAAAUGAUCCAGUAAAAAUUAUGAAUGAAGUCAGAAUAAUGAAGGCUUUAAAACAUCCCUGUAUAAUAUCAACUGAAGAAGUAGUUGACUCUCGAGAUGCCAUGUAUAUUGUGAUGGAACUCAUGGAAGGUGGUGAACUGUUUAAUAGGAUCACUAAGCGGUCUCGCUUGUCAGAACGACACACACGGUUCUUGUUCAGACAGAUGGUGCUAGCUGUCAAAUAUUUGCACUCACAGGGCAUCACUCACAGAGAUCUCAAACCUGACAAUGUGCUACUUGUGAGUGAAGAUGACGAGACACUAGUUAAGAUCACUGACUUUGGUCUAAGCAAAUUCAUACGCGAAGAUAGUUUCAUGAAGACAAUGUGCGGGACUCCACUAUAUGUGGCUCCAGAAGUGCUAAGGGCGAAUGGCCACAAAAGCUAUGGGCCAGAAGUUGACGUUUGGAGCUUGGGUGUUAUAUUUUUUGUCUGUCUUGUGGGCUAUGUGCCGUUCUCAUGUGAUUACUACAAAGAUAUGACCCUUCAAGACCAGAUCCUCAGUGGAAACUACUACAUGUCGCAAGCACACUGGCAGGGUGUCAGCUUGCAGGCCAAGAUGCUUAUGAAAAGAAUGCUGACUGUUAACGUUAGCAGACGGAUCACCCUUGACCAAAUCCUUAAACACUGCUGGAUGCAGGACCCUGAUGUUGAUCUAAGAAUUGAAAACUUGCUUUCACUGGCACAUGCAAAAUAUAGCCAGAUUUCAGCAAAAACAUCCAGUAGCUCAGAUGAGGAAAACAACAAUGGCAGCCCUGUCACUCUUUUAAAAGCUAUUGCGAAUAAUAAAAGAGCCUUGAGCAACAGUUUCAGCUCGUGUGAACCAAUACCAAAGAAAUUUCGAGUUGCCAUUUAUCCUAGUAUUGGUCACAAUGACGAUUCAAGCAAAACUGAUAGCUACUGUUCACAAGACUCAUAGACUUUAUAGGUUUUAAAUUGAGAAAAAUUACCUGAUAUGUUGAGGAAAAUCACUAGUGCAGGUGACCCCUGGCAUAUUUUUCUGUGUUAUCUAUAACGUUAUGUGUGCAAGUUUUAAUGUGAUAUUGCAUAAACUGAUGUAUUGUUAUCAAAUAUUGAUAAAUCUGAAUACCUGCUUAUUUUAUUAUAAUUCAUUACACAUUUUUUUAAUUCAAAUUAUUUUAAAUGUCCAUUUUAUAUUAUCUUCACAUCAAGAAUGAUGUUAAUUCCAUUUUCGCUGAAAAGCUUGUACGUUACUACUAAGAGAUGUUUACUAAAAAGAGAUGGCUAAUGAAUGUGGAGAAAAAUUUAAAAGCCAUGACUGAGAACACAGAUUCUUACAAAAGGAUCACAAGUUCAAAUCUAAGGCAGGCACCUUGUGAUUUUACCGACUUAUGUGUGCAAAUGCCUUAUCUCAUGUGAUAUAUUAUUAAAGUUUCCUCUGAAACAGUGUAGCUAUAGAAUAUUAAAAGCGGUUGACUUAAUUUGUUAAUAAAUACCCUCAAUAUUGUUUGGCGUAACAGGGUAUGACUGAUAGUUGUUGACAGUAUUUUUAUUAUAGAUAUGAAGUGUAUUAUUUGAUGUAUCAAUAUUGAUUUUAAUUCGUAAAUUUAAGUCCAGUGUGAUGAUACUACUUAAUAUUUGUAAGUUGUUGAUUUUUUGUUAUUGAUUUGACAAUUUUAUUUUCACCCAUAUAUGAAUAUUUUUAUAGUUUCCGAGAGGGUGUAGGGUGUAUGUAAUUUUGACAUGUGGCUUUGUAAAAAGCUAGAAAUUUGAGUAGAACAGCAAUUUAUUAUGCACCUUUUUUAUUUUGUGUCUAAAAAUAACUUAAUUAUCUCCUAUCAUCUUAGGUAUCUCUAGAAUCUCGAGUCAUUUAGUUUAUUAUUUAAAACUCAUAUAUAAGAAUGACUAUCCUACAAACACAAAACUUAAAAUUGUCUACAUUCUCUUGGUUAAUAUUAUAAGAUAAAUCACUGACGUAAAAUAUAAUGUCUGUAAAUAAAAUUUUUCUGAAUCUCACGUCUGCCUUUGCGUACUUACGCCAGGCAAAUAAGUUUUAUUUGUAAAAUAUUAUACAAAAACGCAAAAUGCUUUUUACGUAAUUUCUUGUUGAAGUCUUCAACUUUAAAAUGUUUUGAUAAAGAACCUAACCUAACUAACGCUUGUUCUAUCUGGUAUUUACUUGUGGAAUAUGGUGUACAUAGUGUUCUCCAAAAUGACCGCAUUUCAUUCAAAAUCGACUAGAGUUAAUUUUUAAAAGCUUUAGGAAAUUAAAAAAUGUCUUACUUAAUAGUUCUAUUCUACGUCAGUGAUUAAUGAAUUUUUAGUUAAAAUUUGUAAUAAUUAUAUAUUUUUGAAUGGUUGCUAAUAACUAUCACUUGCUGAUAGUUUGACGUUUCGUAGCGUUUUUGACGUAAAUUAAGUACAAUUUACUAAAAAUAAUUCACUUUGAACCCACCGAAUGUGCCAUUAUUAUCAUGUUAUUACAUGAGAUUGUUUUUGGGUGAUUUUUAAUACAAUAAAAAUCAGUUAUGAAAAAUAAAUUA